AUGGAACAAACACGGCGGCUACGACUCCGGUUACGCAGUGAAAGGAAAGAGGACAGGAUUAAAGAGAUUAAAGAGGACAGGAUUAGUGACCUGCCGGACCCACUUCUGGAACAUAUCGUCUCAUUCCUUCCGACAAAAGAUGCGAUUGCCACCAGCGUCCUUUCAAAACGUUGGAAACUAAUCUGGCGGUCACAAAUCAUCAUCUAUUUCGAUGACAGACCCUUUACAGACACCUUCUCCUUUCACCAAUUCUUCAAUUCCUUCAUCACCAUGAGAGAUAACACUCUACCCAUCCUCUCACUCCCCCUUAAAUCUCGCCGCCACCGCUUACACUGCAACCACGAUUUUGUUUAUGCUGCAAUUAGAAAAGGGAUUGAAACCCUAAUCGUCGAUCUCCUCCAGCCAACCACACUCCCCUCUAUAGUUCUAAGCACAAAAACCUUGUCGGUUCUCAAAUUGAAGAUGAUAAAGCUGAACGACGACUUUCAAUCUGUUGAUCUUCCCUCGCUCAAAGUCCUUCACUUGGAAUAUGUCACUUUCAAAGCUAUUCGGUAUAUCCAUAAAAUUCUAUCUGGCUGUCCCAUUCUACAGGAGUUGGAAUGUCAGGAUUUAAGAACGGAGAUACCUACUAUGAUGCCUCCUUUAGGUAUUGCAAUAUCUAAUUUGGUCAGAGCCAGUGUUACCCGUACAACUUUUAUUGGGCUAGAGUGGCUUCAUAAUGUGGAGCAUCUCCACAUGUAUGUGGACAGGAUGCCACCUACUAUACGCGGCGUGUUUCACAAUUUAACUCACCUUGAGCUUAUAUUCGGCGAUGCGCUAUAUGGGUCUUACAAGUGGAAAUGGCUCAAAAAUCUGCUUCAAAAUACCCCUAACCUUCAAACUCUUAUCAUUCAUGACCUCUAUAUGGUCUAUGGAGGUGAACAAUGUCUCUCUAGUAAAAAAGAAUGGAACUACCCAGAAAUUGUUCCAGAAUGCCUUUUAUCUCAUCUUACAACAUGCUCACUUAGAGAUUCGAGACUCAUCAAUUCUGAACUUCGAUUUGCAAAAUAUAUAAUGCAGAAUUCAAGACUACUAAACACCAUCACAAUUCAGACUGCCAAAUUCCUAGACACAAAUACAAAACUUCAAGUGUUAAUAGAAUUAUCUUCAUGCCCAAGGAUUUCACCCACGUCUAAACUUCUUUUUAUUUGA
Molecule: messenger RNA, 1191 nt
Organism: Lathyrus sativus (Indian pea)
Lineage: Eukaryota; Viridiplantae; Streptophyta; Magnoliopsida; Fabales; Fabaceae
Source: the annotation of a GenBank genome assembly